Haliotis rubra (blacklip abalone) is the source of this 3645-nucleotide messenger RNA. RefSeq lists its product as uncharacterized. The coding region runs from base 486 to 3644 and encodes 1052 amino acids. The record is from RefSeq and is a predicted model, not a curated record. The transcript is spliced from 15 exons. Lineage: Eukaryota; Metazoa; Mollusca; Gastropoda; Lepetellida; Haliotidae.
GAGUAUCACACAAUGUCGUGCUAGAAUCUUGGUUCAGGUGAGAUUCAAGUUUGGUAUAUAUGUUUGCUUCAUGUCUAGAAAGAUAAUUAAAACUUGAUGAAAUGAAGCCUUCACAAAUUGUAAUAUUUCAAAGGUAAUUUUGAUUUGACACACACUACAUGUGUACCUAACAUGUGAAUAACUUGUGUGUAAAGGACGUCACAGUUUGUGAAAAGAACCUCAGAAUGGUCCAUCUUCAUUUUCAAAGUUUCCAAUUUUUUUGGGCAGGAUGUGGAAGCUUCUGCAAAAUAUCACAAAGGAGGAUGAGCAGGAUCUUUAUCUUGGGACAAAUGACAUCUUUCGUCCUGACCUGAAACAGAUUGGAAACAGUCUCUUUGAAAUCAGAAGAUACUUUAUUGAGAAGGAUGGCCAGAAUUUUGCGCCAAUAAAACUAAGGACCCCUUUAGCACAAGUGAAAGAACGACUCAUCGAACACAUAGAAAAUCAUGCAUACGACUUUGUUUUUUGAUCCUCUCACCAAUGAAGUGGUAGAUUUUCCAAAUCCAAAGGCUGGACCAUGUUUUGUGUUCUUGUCCCAUUCGUUAUCAGUUGCGUUAGAUUUCUGCACAUCACCCCGACCAAGCAACAUUGUAUGUGAUGUAUUCCUGGCUCUGCCUACACAGUCUGUGAUAGUUUUGUCACUGGUUGAUGGGGAUGAAGACUGUCCUGAAGCAGUGACAUACAGUAUGUCAGUGGCGAGAGGAGUGAUAGAGACACUAAGCAGGUUCACUGAUGAGGAUAUCAACUCAAUCCAUGGAGUCAUUCCCAUUUCUCUCCUUGAGGAUGCUGUUGGAUUUAAGAAUCGAUUAAAGAAGCUGGCAAAUGAGUCUUCUCAGUUUGUCACAAACGAUUCUUUGGUAAUGACUCCCAGUAGGUAUGAGAAAGUCCUGACUGCUUUCUGGGCUGGUGUUGCUGAAACGAAGUCGGUGCUAAGAGAAGAAAGUGGAGACACCGAUGGCGACUAUCUUAGAUUUCUCACCAAAGAACAAUGUAUCAUUCUGGUGGAGAAUAUAAACAGUAAGGACGUCGAGGUCAAGUGCAUGCCCGGUAGUGGAGCCACGACUCUGAUGCUGGAGGUGGCUAGGAGACUGAACAGACUUGGGGACACUAUGCUUGUAUGUAGGUCACGAAAGGAGAGGGACAGGCUCAGGUCGGUGUACCCAUCAGCUGUAGCAGCAGAGGAUCUCAGUAUGGUGGACAUGUCGUCCUGCGUGAAUAUAGUCCAUGAAACCAACACGCUCAUGGCACAAACAAGCGGACAACAUUGGCGAUUUACGACCUAUCCAACUGCUGUCAAAGAACUGAAGUCCCAAGUAUUGGAGCAAAAUAUCACAAAGGAGGAUGAGCAGGAUCUUUAUCUUGGGACAAAUGACAUCUUUCGUCCUGACCUGAAACAGAUUGGAAACAGUCUCUUUGAAAUCAGAAGAUACUUUAUUGAGAAGGAUGGCCAGAAUUUUGCGCCAACAAAACUAAGGACCCCUUUAGCACAAGUGAAAGAACGACUCAUCGAACACAUAGAAAAUCAUGCAUACGACUUUGUUUUUGAUCCUCUCACCAAUGAAGUGGUAGAUUUUCCAAAUCCAAAGGCUGGACCAUGUUUUGUGUUCUUGUCCCAUUCGUUAUCAGUUGCGUUAGAUUUCUGCACAUCACCCCGACCAAGCAACAUUGUAUGUGAUGUAUUCCUGGCUCUGCCUACACAGUCUGUGAUAGUUUUGUCACUGGUUGAUGGGGAUGAAGACUGUCCUGAAGCAGUGACAUACAGUAUGUCAGUGGCGAGAGGAGUGAUAGAGACACUAAGCAGGUUCACUGAUGAGGAUAUCAACUCAAUCCAUGGAGUCAUUCCCAUUUCUCUCCUUGAGGAUGCUGUUGGAUUUAAGAAUCGAUUAAAGAAGCUGGCAAAUGAGUCUUCUCAGUUUGUCACAAACGAUUCUUUGGUAAUGACUCCCAGUAGGUAUGAGAAAGUCCUGACUGCUUUCUGGGCUGGUGUUGCUGAAACGAAGUCGGUGCUAAGAGAAGAAAGUGGAGACACCGAUGGCGACUAUCUUAGAUUUCUCACCAAAGAACAAUGUAUCAUUCUGGUGGAGAAUAUAAACAGUAAGGACGUCGAGGUCAAGUGCAUGCCCGGUAGUGGAGCCACGACUCUGAUGCUGGAGGUGGCUAGGAGACUGAACAGACUUGGGGACACUAUGCUUGUAUGUAGGUCACGAAAGGAGAGGGACAGGCUCAGGUCGGUGUACCCAUCAGCUGUAGCAGCAGAGGAUCUCAGUAUGGUGGACAUGUCGUCCUGCGUGAAUAUAGUCCAUGAAACCAACACGCUCAUGGCACAAACAAGCGGACAACAUUGGCGAUUUACGACCUAUCCAACUGCUGUCAAAGAACUGAAGUCCCAAGUAUUGGAGCAAAAUAUCACAAAGGAGGAUGAGCAGGAUCUUUAUCUUGGGACAAAUGACAUCUUUCGUCCUGACCUGAAACAGAUUGGAAACAGUCUCUUUGAAAUCAGAAGAUACUUUAUUGAGAAGGAUGGCCAGAAUUUUGCGCCAACAAAACUAAGGACCCCUUUAGCACAAGUGAAAGAACGACUCAUCGAACACAUAGAAAAUCAUGCAUACGACUUUGUUUUUGAUCCUCUCACCAAUGAAGUGGUAGAUUUUCCAAAUCCAAAGGCUGGACCAUGUUUUGUGUUCUUGUCCCAUUCGUUAUCAGUUGCGUUAGAUUUCUGCACAUCACCCCGACCAAGCAACAUUGUAUGUGAUGUAUUCCUGGCUCUGCCUACACAGUCUGUGAUAGUUUUGUCACUGGUUGAUGGGGAUGAAGACUGUCCUGAAGCAGUGACAUACAGUAUGUCAGUGGCGAGAGGAGUGAUAGAGACACUAAGCAGGUUCACUGAUGAGGAUAUCAACUCAAUCCAUGGAGUCAUUCCCAUUUCUCUCCUUGAGGAUGCUGUUGGAUUUAAGAAUCGAUUAAAGAAGCUGGCAAAUGAGUCUUCUCAGUUUGUCACAAACGAUUCUUUGGUAAUGACUCCCAGUAGGUAUGAGAAAGUCCUGACUGCUUUCUGGGCUGGUGUUGCUGAAACGAAGUCGGUGCUAAAAGAAGAAAGUGGAGACACCGAUGGCGACUAUCUUAGAUUUCUCACCAAAGAACAAUGUAUCAUUCUGGUGGAGAACAUAAACAGUAAGGACGUCGAGGUCAAGUGGAUGUCCUGUAGUGGAGCCACGACUCUGAUGCUGGAGGUGGCUAGGAGACUGAACAGACUUGGGGACACUAUGCUUGUAUGUAGGUCACGAAAGGAGAGGGACAGGCUCAGGUCGGUGUACCCAUCAGCUGUAGCAGCAGAGGAUCUCAGUAUGGUGGACAUGUCGUCCUGUGUGAAUAUAGUCCAUGAAACCAACACGCUCAUGGCACAAACAAGCGGACAACAUUGGCGAUUUACGACCUAUCCAACUGCUGUCAAAGAACUGAAGUCCCAAGUAUUGGAGCAAAAUAUCACAAAGGAGGAUGAGCAGGAUCUUUAUCUUGGGACAAAUGACAUCUUUCGUCCUGACCUGAAACAGAUUGGAAACAGUCUCUUUGAAAUCAGAAGAUACUUUAUUGAGAAGGGUAACUAAA